AUGCUUAGAUGUAUCAUAAGGAAAGCUCCUAAAAGUGCUCAGUCAAUUGCAAGAAGGUCAAUUCUCCAUGGUUCUUUUGUUAUACGACGGGUCAACAUUGGCCAAAGGUUACACAGUACAUCAGCAGUAGCAGAAAUCAUAUCAAAUGUGGAUGAAAUCCAACUAGAGGUACCAAAUAAGGAAUCAUUCGAAGAAUUCCAGGACAAAGAGAGAAUAGAUACACAAGUUAUUCAACCUAAGAGACCACAAUUACCAACUUUAGAUGGGUUAAGUGACUAUCAAAUAUCUAAAAUCUUCAACCAAAUACCAUCAGAAACUCUUAAUGAAAACAUUGAAACAUUUGCAUUUUUAGGUGAAUCUUAUUUAGAUAAUGAAAUUGUCGAAAUAUUAUAUGAAGCUCAACCUAACAUUGAUCAAAAAACAUUCUAUAAAAUUAAAGAUAAAAUUAAGAAUGAUCUCAUACAUUGGACAUUCCCAUUUGAUAUACUUGAGAAUUUAAAAAAAAAUUAUGAACGUGUUAAUAAUUAUGAAAUUCAUGAACAUAGUUUCAAAAUUGAUGAUUCGAAUAAGGUACUACAUGCAUAUUUUGGUGUCUUAUAUCUGGCACAAAAGGAUCAUAAAGAUAUUAAACCUUUUGAAUUUUUGAAAUCAUUGAUUGAACCCAUCAUACCAAGUGUUCUUAAAACCACAGAUCAACAAGAUUUGAACCUAGGAAAUCAUAAUAAUGUCAUUACAACUAACAAACCAGUUGAAGUUGAUUUCACUCCAUCAUCAAACACUGAAAGCUCUAAACUUGAACUUUCAAAACUUUUAAAAACACUUUGGCAAAGAUCUUUAAAAAAGGCAGAAACUGAACUUAUUUCUACGAGUUCCAUAGAUGCACUUCUAAAUCUUAUGGGUGGGAAAAAAAGUUUAGUGGUAUAUGAAACACGAAAAACAGCUAACGAUGGUUAUUUAACUGACUGUAUCAUUAAUGGGGUAGUUGUUGCUAAUGGACAAGAUACAUUUAAAUUUAUUUCUAAGGAAAAGGCAGCUUUUAAAGCUAUAACUUUAUCAAAUGAGAAAAUUUAUGAAUCAAUUUGGUUACCAAUGAUGUAUAAUAGAUUUAAAACUGGGGAUUAUCAAAUUUUGCUUAUAACUUACCUUAAGAAUAUAGCAAAUAUGCCAACGAUGGAGAAAUUUGGUAAAAAUAUUACAGAAGAUGAUAUUUUGACUUUAGUGGAUGAACUUAAAGAAGAGGAUAAGAAGCAGAUUGGGAUUCCAGAUGGGAAAUCUGAAACCGAUCAUGGGGUAUCGAGCUCAAAUAAUAUAUCAAAACUUACCAGUACUAAAGAUAAGGAAACAUUUGACUCAUCUAGAAUUGAAGACCGAAAUCUACGCAAAUAUUUUGAAUUCAAAAGGAUGAAUGUGACAAAAUUCUUGAGUCUUAACACAUCCAAGUCGAGACUUAAUGAUAUACUAAAAGGUUCAAAAAUUAAUUAUGAGACAACACGAGAUGGUACCAAAAUAACGUCAAAAUGUUUAAUUAAUGAUAUAUUGAUUAAUGUUGCUACCGGUAAUACUAUUGAAGAAGCUGAAAAAAAAGCUGCAAUGAAUGCACUUCUUGAAGGUAAAGAAAGAAUCUUUCAUGAUAUUUGGUUUCCAAUGAACAAAAAAAAAUUGAAGAUGUCAACUACAGCGUUUAAACUAAAGUAUCGUGAAUUUUUGAAGUCAAUUAAUCAGAGGGAUGAACCUAGUAUCCCCAAUUCUAAUUCAAACAUUUCAAAAGAAUCAAGUAAUUUAACUAAGACAAUUUCAACAAACAAUUCAUCAAAUAUUAAUGAUUUAAAUUUCAAACUUGAUGAUCAUUCAAACUUGAAGAAAUUUUUCCAAUAUGAAUUAAAUAUUGCUAGAUCAGGAUUGAAUACCACCCUAAUCAAACAGAGCUUAUAUAACCUUGUCAGAGGGGCAGCUAAAGAUACAUCGAUAAAGUAUAGAGUAACUGGUGCAAAUAAGGAAAAUAAUGUGGUUAAAGUAGAAUGUUUUGUAAACAAUCAUUUAGUUGGUACUGGAAUCGAUGCAAAAGAAAAGAUAGCUGAAAAAAUGGCUGUUAUAGAUGCUUUAAAGAAGAAUGAAGAGAAAUUAUUUAAUGAUGUAUGGUUACCAAUGGCAAAGAGUUACUUAAAUGCUCAUAAUCCAGGAGAAAAUGUUCCAUCUUUUAUUAAACAAUAUCUUGAGUUCUUAAAUAGCUCGCAAAAUGUUGUGAAGAAUGAUAAAGUAUCAAAUCAACAAAAUCAGUCAUUAAUAAAAAGCUCAGAUGAUAAAGAUUCAAUUAAGUUAAGAAAGUUUUUCGAAUCUCGCUUAAGAGUUGCAAGAUCAUCAACAAAAACAAACCCCAAAGAAAAACUUCAUGUUCUAACUGGUCCACUUAAUGAAAAAUUCAAGAUUGAAUACAAAAUAGUCUCACGAAUUAAUGGUAACAUAAAAGUGCAUUGUCUUAUUAAUGGUGAAUUUUCAGGCAUGGGUUGUGAUAAAGAAUCAAAAAUUGCAGAAAGAAAAGCAGCUAAAGAUGUUAUUUCUAAUAGAUCAGAACAAUUUUAUAAUGAUAGAUGGUUACCAGUUGCUAAAUCAUUGGUUAAAGAUUUGAAGAAUGGAAAGAAUAAAAAUCUUGUUAAACUUGUUGCCAAUAUGAAUAUAAAAAGUUUCUACAAGAAAAUAAUUAAUGAUAUAAAAUAA
Molecule: messenger RNA, 2715 nt
Organism: Hansenula ciferrii
Lineage: Eukaryota; Fungi; Ascomycota; Saccharomycetes; Phaffomycetales; Wickerhamomycetaceae
Exons: 1
Coding region: 1-2715 (904 amino acids)
Biological process (GO): RNA processing
Molecular function (GO): ribonuclease III activity
Source: RefSeq, a predicted model, not a curated record